CGGCGGUGGCUGCUCGGUGGUCGGCGCUAGCUCGCUCGCUCGCGGGGCGGGCGGGCGGCGCGAUGUCGGGCGAGGACGGCCCGGGGGCGGGCCCGGGGGCGGCGGCGGCGGCGGCCCGCGAGCGGCGGCGGGAGCAGCUGCGGCAGUGGGGGGCGCGGGCGGGCGCCGAGCCGGGCCCCGGGGAGCGGCGCGCCCGCACCGUGCGCUUCGAGCGCGCCGCCGAGUUCCUGGCGGCCUGCGCGGGCGGCGACCUGGACGAGGCGCGCCUGAUGCUGCGCGCGGCGGACCCCAGCCCCGGCGCCGAGCCCGACCCCGCCGCCCCGCCGCCCGCCCGCGCCGUGCUCGACUCCACUAACGCCGAUGGCAUCAGCGCCCUGCACCAGGCGUGCAUCGAUGAGAACCUGGAGGUGGUCCGCUUCCUGGUGGAGCAGGGCGCCACAGUGAACCAGGCGGACAACGAGGGCUGGACACCCCUGCACGUGGCUGCCUCCUGUGGUUACCUGGACAUUGCCAGGUACCUCCUGAGCCACGGGGCCAACAUCGCCGCUGUCAACAGCGAUGGGGACCUGCCCCUGGACCUGGCCGAGUCUGAUGCCAUGGAGGGGCUGCUGAAGGCGGAGAUCGCCCACCGAGGUGUGGAUGUGGAGGCAGCCAAACGGGCUGAGGAGGAAUUGCUGCUUCACGACACAAGGUGCUGGCUGAACGGGGGCGCCAUGCCAGAGGCCCGGCACCCCCGCACGGGGGCCUCUGCCCUGCACGUGGCCGCUGCUAAGGGCUACAUUGAAGUGAUGAGGCUGCUCCUUCAGGCUGGCUAUGACCCAGAGCUCCGGGAUGGGGACGGCUGGACCCCCCUGCACGCGGCGGCCCACUGGGGCGUGGAGGACGCCUGCCGCCUGCUGGCCGAGCACGGUGGGGGCAUGGACUCACUGACCCACGCGGGGCAGCGUCCGUGUGACCUGGCUGACGAGGAGGUGCUGAGCCUGUUGGAGGAGCUGGCCCAGAAGCAGGAGGACCUGCGGAACCAAAAGGAAGCCUCCCAGAACAGGGGCCAGGAGCCCCAGGUGCCCUCCGGCAGCAAACACCGACGGAGCUCCGUGUGUCGUCUGAGCAGCCGUGAGAAGAUCUCCCUCCAGGACCUGUCCAAGGAGCGCCGGCCCGGGGGGGCAAGGGGGCCCCCCAUCCGGGACGAGGAUGAGGGAGAAGAAGGCCCCACAGAGCCACCCCCUACAGAAUCCACAACCCUGAAUGGAGUCUCCUCCCCACCGCCCCACAGCCCUAAGAGCCCUACGCGCCCCGAAGAGGUCCCCUUCUCGAGGCGCUUUGGCCUCUUGAAGACGGGGAGCUCUGGUGCCCUGGGUCCCGCAGACAGGUGGGGGGCCGAGGGCACCCCCGGGGCUGGGCUGCAGCGCUCAGCUUCUUCCUCACGGCUGGAAGGGACCUCCACUCAGGCCAGGGAGCCCCGUCUUGCCCGAAUUACCCCCACCCCCUCCCAGAAGGUGCCCGAGCCCUGCGCUCUGUCUGAGAUCUGCAGGUCUCCUCCCUUGGAUAACGCCAGUCCUCCCUCCAGGAUUCCACAGCCUGAAUCCCCAGUGAAGCCAAAUGUCCCCGCAGCCUCUGCAGCGCCCCCAGCAGACUCCCGGGACCGCCGGAGGUCCUACCAGAUGCCUGUGCGGGAUGAGGAGUCUGAAUCCCAGCGAAAAGCUCGCUCUCGCCUCAUGCGCCAGUCUCGGAGGUCCACACAGGGUGUGACUCUAACUGACCUGAAAGAAGCAGAGAAGGCCGCAGGGAAGGCCCCAGAGCCAGAGAAGUCGUGCCUGCAGAGCCUGGACCCUUCCCGGAGGCCCCGAGUCCCUGGGGUCGAGAAUUCUGAUGGCCCUUCCUGGAGAGCAGAGGCGCCCAACGGGCAGGGUCAGGGACCACAGACCUCCAGGGAGCACCGCAAAGUCGGCAAGGAGCGGAGGGGGCCAGCGGAGGGGGAGGAGGCAGAGCCGGUGGACCCCAGCCCGGAAUCCAGCACUCUCGAGGGCGCCCCCUCAUCCCGCAGGCAGCGGGAUCUCAACCCCGAACCCGCGCCAGAAUCGGAAGAGCCAGACGAAGGCUUCAGGAAGCUGUACGCAGAGCUGCGCACUGAGAACGAGCGACUUCGCGAGGCCCUGACCGAGACCACGCUGCGGCUGGCGCAGCUCAAGGUGGAGCUGGAGCGCGCCACGCAGAGGCAGGAGCGCUUUGCAGAGAGGCCGGCCCUUCUGGAGCUGGAGAGAUUCGAGCGCAGGGCCCUGGAGCGAAAGGCAGCUGAGCUGGAGGAGGAGCUGAAGGCCCUGUCGGACCUCCGGGCUGACAACCAGCGGCUCAAGGAUGAGAACGCAGCCCUGAUCCGCGUCAUCAGCAAACUCUCCAAGUGACUCUGGAGGAGGGCCUUCCCUGCACCCGUAUUUAUACAGCUGCUUCCGCCACACGCACCCCUUUCCUGUGUGAACACGAGUGCCAGGGCUCCCAGGGAGUCUCUGAGAAGCCAUAACCUCCCCUGGGGACCUCCAGACUGAGAGGAGUACAGGGUCCCCAGGAGCCAAAGGGGGCCAUCCAAGGCCAAGAUGGAGGCAGGAGGUGAGCCAGGUAGAGGGAUGUUGCUGAGGGGGGACCAGGGCUGGAGGUGGGACCAGGAAGGCACCGAGGACCAGGAAGUGCCAGGACCAGUAGCCAGGACCAGAGUGGCCGCCCGGAGGUGCCCCCUCACGUGUGUUGCCACCCCAGUCACCCCUCCCGCUCCUGAACAGGGAUCCGAGAAUGUGCCAAGAGUCCCGCCGGCCUCGGCCAGGAGGGCCUGUAUAUAGGGUCCGUGUGCAAUAGGGAGGGAUGUCUUCUAUUUUUUGCUGCCCCCUCCCCGCCCACUGUCCGGGGCAGGGGGAGAAGGUAUUUUCGAGACAAAGCACAGGCAUCACAAAUAAAAGUCGUGAAGUUGCCACUCAA
Messenger RNA from Diceros bicornis minor, 2967 nucleotides. It is a transcript of the gene PPP1R12C, whose product is annotated as protein phosphatase 1 regulatory subunit 12C. The record is from RefSeq and is a predicted model, not a curated record. The coding region runs from base 63 to 2402 and encodes 779 amino acids. Gene Ontology annotation, cellular component: cytoplasm. Lineage: Eukaryota; Metazoa; Chordata; Mammalia; Perissodactyla; Rhinocerotidae. Gene Ontology annotation, biological process: signal transduction. Gene Ontology annotation, molecular function: protein kinase binding; enzyme inhibitor activity; phosphatase regulator activity. The transcript has 22 exons.